UAUCUGUGUCGCCAAGAAUCGAUCGCCUUCCCUUGCUAGCUAGAGUACUACUAGAUCAGUCUCAGAGGCCGGCCAUGGCUCAGGGCUUCCAGAUGCGUUCAACUGCUGCAGUGGCCGUCGCAAUCCUCCUCCUCCUAGCUUCUGAAGCCGCUUCUGUUCCAUCCUCGCCGCUGCCGCAGCAGGACCAGACGCGCAAGAUGCUCAACAGCCGUGAGUACUACAGGCCGGAGAUUUCGACCCCGGACGGGUGCUCGAUGGAGAACGUGGAGGUGUACCAGAACGACGCGCCGCACCAGGCCAGCGGCAUCCCGGCAUACAGCGUCGAGGUCAUCAACUCCUGCGUGAGUUGCACCGUCUACGACGUCCAUUUGUCCUGCGGCAACUUCGCGUCCACGGACCUCGUCGACCCGGCGGAGUUCCGCCGCAUCGCCUACGACGACUGCCUCGUCAACGACGGCAAGGCCAUGGGGCCUGGGGACUCCGUCUCCUUCCACUACUCCAACUCUUUCCAGUACCCGCUCGAGGUCGCCUCUGUGGCCUGUAAUAACUAAUAACUAAGCUUGCUUGCUUGCAGGCCUUUGCGUAGCUAUAGCAGCUGCGCGCAUGCAUGCAUGCAUGCUCUACCAGUACUGUGGUGUGAUGAUAUGGAUGGAUAUGCAUCUGUUUAAGAUCGUGUGUCCAUCUUCGUGUUAUCAAUAAAAGUAGAGCUUUGUCGGAUGUGCAAUAUGCUUACUUUUGGAACUACUGGUUUUCAGCGGUGU
Brachypodium distachyon (stiff brome) is the source of this 761-nucleotide messenger RNA. Its product is annotated as TPD1 protein homolog 1B. NCBI's taxonomy places the organism in Eukaryota, Viridiplantae, Streptophyta, Magnoliopsida, Poales, Poaceae. The record is from RefSeq and is a predicted model, not a curated record. The transcript has 2 exons. The coding region runs from base 75 to 551 and encodes 158 amino acids. Gene Ontology annotation, biological process: cell fate determination.